AGCUAAAGAAUAGAAAUUCUCAUAAUGAUAACUGCAUCACUCACCCCCUAGUUGGGGAGAACUCUUCCUCAAUUUUGAUUUGUGCAAUCCAUAGAGCAGAUUUUCACCAGAUUUUACAAUUCAUGCAAGUAGAUCAUGUACUGCAUACAACAGUAGAAUAAUUUUAAGAACAUAAUAAGUUUAUGCAAGAGGAGAAGAUAAAAAACUAAAAGUGAAAACUCCCAAUGGAACCCUUAAAGGUCCCAUCAGACACUAAUUUUGUAUUUCUAAAUUGAAACACUCCCAAGAGAAGCCUAAAAGGUCGCAUCAGACACUCGUUUCAUUUUUCGAAUUUUUUUUGUUUUCAAGAUUCUUUGUUGGUUUGCUUGUCUACGUACAAAGCUUUUAUGAAAUGCCAAUACUUUUUCGAGUGGCUUCUCGAGACCAACUUUAUUCAGAUCGAUUAUGAAACCGAAAAGCCUAAAAACCCCCAAAAGCCUUCUAAAAACAAAAUUACUGUGGAAAGUCAAACAAUAACUUAAUGCACUCAAAGAAGUUCUACAACUAGAAUCUCUAUCCUAGGAAUAUAUUGAACUCAGUAAAACAUAAUUUUAUAAUCUCAUAAUCACUUUGUAGAGUACUCCUAAUUUCUCUACAAAACUAAAUGACCAAAAUAUUGGUUGGAUCACCAUUAGUGUGUUUAUGUAUUAUUGGAAAUCCUUAAGACAAUAUAUGUGCUUACUGUUAAACCUGAUAUAUCUUCUAUGAGGACCAGAGAUGGAGGCUUUUUGAGCUAUUGAACUUUAUGUAUUCUGGCCUGCUAUCGUCAACUACUGCUCCAGCAUUAUUGCGGGAUUUGUUAGUGGUUGCGGACAAAUUUGAUGUUGCUUCUUGCGUGUGUCAUUGUACCGUGCUGCUGGGUAAUCUCCACAUGACACAAGAAUGCGCUUUACUAUAUCUUGAGCAUCCUGAUAGAAUGAUAGAUGCAAUGCAACCUUUGGCCGUUGCUGCUAAGCAAUUUCUUGCUAAAAAAUAUCAGGAUUUGUUCGAGUUUCAUGAUGAGUUAAUGGCCUUGCCUUUAUCUAGUAUCAAGGCAGUGCUCUCAAGCAACGAGUUGCACCUCGGGUUGGAGGAUGUCGUAUUUGAUUUUGCCCUUGAGUGGGCACGAGCCAACUACCCCAACCUUGAGGAGCGGCAUGAGAUCUGGGGUUUACAUCUUGCCCCUGUCAUACGUUUUUCAGACAUGUCGACCCACAAGCUCAAGGAGGUCUUCGAAUGCGAAGAACUAGACCUCAGCAUUGCGUUCAAAAUAGUGGCAAAGGCCCUUUUAGUCAAGGCAGAGGAGCUCAAACUCAAGCAGUGUGUGACUCAGUGUGCAAAAAGGCACCUCCCAGUUAAGGUGAUAGAGUUGGCUGCAAACCCUGCUAAGUGCCUGGUGUUCUUCGACCUUCGUCAAGAGGAGUGUGCUGCCCUCUUUCCAAAAGAUUACAUAGACUCACAGUUGUUCUACCUAAACGGCAAUGCUUUCUACCUCAGUCUUGACCGCAACAUAAUUCAGGGAAGCUCCACCCAUUGUUGUGGCCUUUACCAUGGAAUGUAGGAGGGGUGAGGGGUCAGAG
Molecule: messenger RNA, 1598 nt
Organism: Amborella trichopoda
Lineage: Eukaryota; Viridiplantae; Streptophyta; Magnoliopsida; Amborellales; Amborellaceae
Source: RefSeq, a predicted model, not a curated record